AAAAAAACAAAAACAAAAAGAGUAGAAGGGAAACAAAGGGGUUUUGGCUUUGGGUCUUCUCCAGCUCGAGCUCACGCGUCUCUCUCCGAAAUUUUAAACCCUAAGCUGUCCUCUCUUACAGUUAGGCGUCGUUUGAUUAGAUCAAGAGAAAGCUUUUCAAGGCCUUGACUUGUUCAUUAUAGGAAUUCUCAUCACUGUUUAUUUCCCGAGAUUUGAAAAGAGAGCGAUCCAAUAAAGCUUUGAAUUGCGUGCUUUGGUGAGCAAAAUUUAGAAUUUUAUUCUUCUAGAGCUUGAUUUUUCAUGAUUAGAGCAACUGAGCUGGUUCAGAGGAGAGUACUGUAGUUUUCCGGAUUGUAAAGUAGACUUUUCUCUGGAGAUAGAGAAGGAAGCAGAGAGAGAUGGGGACGGGUUCGAAAUUGGAAGGGACAUCGGCGCCGGCAACAAGGCGAGACCCCUACGAGGUUUUGUGCGUUUCGAGGGAUUCAAAUGAUCAGGAAAUUAAAACCGCCUAUAGAAAGCUUGCUCUCAAGUAUCAUCCAGACAAGAAUGCUAGCAAUCCUGAAGCUUCAGAGCAUUUCAAGGAGGUUGCAUUUUCUUAUAGUAUCUUGUCUGACCCCGAGAAGAGGAGGCAGUAUGACAAUGCAGGGUUUGAGGCAAUUGAUGCUGAUGCCAUGGACAUGGAAAUUGACUUGUCAAAUCUGGGGACUGUCAAUACAAUGUUCGCCGCUUUAUUCAGCAAGUUGGGUGUGCCUAUCAAGACUACAAUUUCCGCUAAUGUACUUGAAGAAGCUCUUAGUGGUACAGUAACAGUCAGACCUCUCCCAAUUGGGACAUCAGUUAGUGGAAAGGUGGAGAAACAGUGUGCUCACUUUUUUGGUGUUACAAUCAAUGAGCAGCAAGCCGAGUCGGGGAUUGUAGUAAGAGUAACUUCAACUGCACAAAGCAAAUUUAAGUUACUUUAUUUUGAACAAGAUGCCAAUGGUGGUUAUGGUUUGGCCUUACAGGUACUAUAUAUUAUUAUCGCAAUCUUCUCCAUCUCUGCUUCUUUUGAUAACCAUAUAAUUGGUGCACUCGCUUUAGGAUUUGGCGCCUGUGUCAUAUGUGUUUGGAAUCUUUGGAGUAAUUUGCCUGAUGUUAUUUAAACAUAAAUGAUUAGGCUUCUCCUUGUGUGCUUUAUAGUUUGAACCUCUUAAGAAAAGUGAUUUAACCAGCUUAUGAUUUUUUUUCAUGAA
Messenger RNA from Prunus mume (Japanese apricot), 1232 nucleotides. NCBI's taxonomy places the organism in Eukaryota, Viridiplantae, Streptophyta, Magnoliopsida, Rosales, Rosaceae. The record is from RefSeq and is a predicted model, not a curated record.